Molecule: messenger RNA, 2061 nt
Organism: Sodiomyces alkalinus F11
Lineage: Eukaryota; Fungi; Ascomycota; Sordariomycetes; Glomerellales; Plectosphaerellaceae
Exons: 1
Coding region: 49-1851 (600 amino acids)
Cellular component (GO): actomyosin contractile ring; cell cortex of growing cell tip
Molecular function (GO): MAP kinase scaffold activity
Source: RefSeq, a predicted model, not a curated record
CUUCUUUUCUAGGCCGAUAAAAAGCUCAUAGAAGACUACCAAACACAAAUGCGCGAUCUCCAGCAAAAACUGGAAAGCGUGGAGAACGCCAUGAAGAAGAAGGAUGAGGAGAUGUCUAGUGCAUUGGAUACCGAGCGGGCCCGUGCGACUGCUGCCGACCUCGACAAGAAGGAGCUGGUCGACCUACGACUCGAUUUAGAGAAUAAGCUGGCGGAGGCUCAAGGUUUAAACAACAACUUGAAGCAAGAGUUGGACCGCAUGAGGCAAGAACAGGAUCAGAUAAGGAACGCAUACGCCACGGAGGCCCGACAAUUGAGAGAUGAGUUGGAGGAGUUGAGACAGUCCAGCAUGGCGGAUAUGGCAGUCUCUCAGUCGGCGAGCCAUGCACCUUCCGACUCGGAAUUGCAGCAAGAAAACGAGCAACUACGGAUGGCACUGGAAGAACAGCGGCGGGUGACGGAUGAGGCUCGCAGAGAAGCACGGGAGUUUUUGAAGGAGAUGAAGAUGCUAUCGCAACAGAGCAACUCGACAUGGGAAAGGCAAAGCGAGCUGGAAAAGACAAUCGAGAACCUGGAACACGAAGUGCGGGAUUGGAGAAACCGCUAUGCUCGCACCAAGACGCAGUUGCGAAAUUUCCGGGCGUCGUCUCUGGGCCUCACCAUCGACCAGGACGCCGGUAAAUACGUGAGGGAUAAGGGCUUCACCGAGGACAACGGACUCGUCAAGGAUGUCCACGUCACAAAGUUCCAGAUCUCCGUCGACGAGCUCCUACAGCGGGCACGGUCCGAUAACCCCGACAAGGUCAUCGAUGCCAUGAAACAUGUUGUGGUCAGUGUCCGGCGGAUCACGAAGGAUAUUGACGAGUCUGGGCCAAGCGACGAAGCCUCGGUUCAACAGCGGGCCAAGCUGAAGAGCAAGGUCUCGUCCACAGCGAACAACUUCAUCACGGCGUCCAAGAACUUCGCUGCGGCGGCAGGCAUUUCGCCCGUCUCGUUGCUGGACGCCGCCGCCUCCCAUCUCGUGGCUGCUGUGGUUGAGCUGCUCCGAACCGUCAAGAUCCGCGCCACCCCGGCUGGUGAGCUGGAGGACGACGACGACGGAACCAUCACGCCCGUCGACUCGACCGGGUUCUUUUCUCCCCGUGCCAAUUCUGUUCAACAGCCCCCCCCACAACAGCAACAACAACAACAACAACAACAACAACAAGACGCGAUCCCCCCACCUCGGCCCUUUCAGGGCCUAGGCGGUAUCAGGGCCAGUGCGGACUCUUCGGCCUACAGUCCCGUGAGCUCCCCGCGUCAAUCUGUCGGCCCCUACGGUCGCCGCCCCGCGUCCCGGGAGACCAACGGAAUGACCAACGGCAUGGCGUAUAUGGGGCUGAACAAGAACGUCGCCAACGGGUCAGGACACGGCUACGAUGCCUCGGGGGACAACAAGCGUAACGAGGACCUCAAGAUUUACCUGGAGGACCAAACGGCGAUCCUUGUCCAGACCAUUCAAAACCUGGUCAACUCCAUCCGAAGCGAUGCGACGAUCGACCAAAUCAGUGCGGAAAUCGGCGGCAUCGCGGGAGUCGUGGGCAACGUGGUUGCCGAGACCGAGCGAUCGGGCAACGGCGACCUGACGGCCCGGCUGGCUACUUGCCGCGACACGCUGCUGGAAGCGGGUGACCGCGGCCACGAGCUCGCCUCCGCCUCCGGCGGCUCCUCCGGCUCCAACGACCGGGACUGGAGGAUGUGGACGCAGACGCUCCCGCCGAUUGCGUUUGAGAUUGCCAGGGAGACGAAGGAGCUCGUGCAGAGAGUUGAUCGCCUCGUCCUGGGCGGCGGCGGCGCAGACGACUUUUCAUAAGCGGUUUGCCAAAUACCUAGGCUUGGGGGCUACCUGACUGAAGGGACCUACCUCAUCCCAUGGCAGACCCAAGUCUUGUUUUGCUGUCCGGAUACCAGUACAUCUUUUUUUGGCGCAUUGUGAUAUAUAUGUUGAUCAAAUGAACAUGGAGCAGUCAGCGUGCUCUGGGAUUUUCGGGCGUUGACGUCGGCAGGGAUGCCGGUAGGACCG